AUGUCCGGGCCAGGCGAGAAGCAAUCCGAACAUCAACAGGAGCACACUCCCGUACCUCCUCCGAAAGUACUUGGGCACGUGGACGCGCACCAACCACCUCUCUUUGUGUUCGGUACGCCCGACAUAGGAAGGUACGGCCUGAGCCUCUGCCUGCAUAGGCGAGGCAAUCGGUGGUACAUCGUCUGGGGGCGCGGGUAUGGCAUGGCCGUCAACCGCUGGGUCGCCUCGCUCAACAGCCCGCGACGCUCCGACCCGCCCACGACGGCACCCCCCAAAGGACUCGAGCACCUGAACCACAGGUUCUGGUUCAACCCUACCCAGGACCCUGAGAAGCUCCUGCAGGACCUGCUGGCCGCUGACAAGCCCGUCAUCAAGCUGACAGGAAACUCAAGGAGGGAGAAAUGGGCAGGCGACCCCACGGGGCGGACGGAGAUCGAUGCGAAGCAGGUCGAGGUCCUGGUGCCUGACGACCAGCUGAGCAGACGGUGCGCAUUUUGCGGGAGCUGGGAGAAUACCGGCGACCCGCGCUGGUGCAAAGUAGAGGAUGGGGAGGACCCCGUCUAUUGGUGCUCGGCAUGCGAUCGCAACAAGUCUCUCUGGUCCAAGAUAUCCGAUUUAUUUACCAGCAUCCCCGAUGACCGCUACUUUUGA
This is a messenger RNA of Gloeophyllum trabeum ATCC 11539, 651 nucleotides long. RefSeq lists its product as uncharacterized. Bases 1 to 651 code for a protein of 216 amino acids. The transcript has 2 exons. NCBI's taxonomy places the organism in Eukaryota, Fungi, Basidiomycota, Agaricomycetes, Gloeophyllales, Gloeophyllaceae. The record is from RefSeq and is a predicted model, not a curated record.